AUGUGCUGCAUUUCUAGGGAAAUUGAUGAAGUUAACAAAGUGAUUAAAAUCGUUUUGGAACGUGGUAGCACAGAUCUGGCUGGGUACCUAAGAAAACAUCCAGAUAAAAUAACCGUGGAUUUUAUAAAAAUGUGUUGGAGGAAAAUGUUAGAUGCUGUUGAUGUGAUACACAAAGCAGGGAUUAUUCAUACUGAUUUAAAGCCUGCAAACUUCCUGCUGGUGGAAUGGAAUCUCAAAUUAAUUGAUUUUGGAAUAGCCAAUGCAGUCCAGGUAUGUUUCCGCCAAUAAUAUUGUCCAGGGUUACAACUAUUGGUAAAUGGUGAAAGCACUCCAAAAGACACUUAAUACAAUAUACACUAGUAUACACUAGGGUAAAACACGUAUGUAAAAAUCAAGCCACAAUCAGGAAAACUUUAUCAUAUAUAAUCCCUGCAGAUUCAUGCGGGUAUAUGACAAUCUCGAAAUUAGAGAACAUACACUCGAAAAGCUACUUUGCUCAUUUAUUGUGAAUAAAUGUCAAAUUGGUUUUCGAAAAAACUCGUGCAGCAGAUCAUUUACUAGUUUUAAGUCAAAACGUAAACCAAUUUUUACUUGUUUCAUCGACUUUAGAAAAGCCUAUGAUAGUGCAUGUAUGGAGAGAAGGCCUUUUCUCCAAACUUGUGCAAUACGGUUUUUGUUUAUAGAAAUUCAAGUAGUAAUAAUAGUGGUUUAAUUCUCAUAUAAUCUUCAGUUAAUUAUUUGAUAAAGUUGUAUAAUAAAGGAAGUACUCCAUUUUUAAGUCACGAUUGGAGUAAAACAAAAAUGUAAUUUGAAUCCUACUUUAUUCAACAUGUUUACACUUGUAUAAAAUGAUAUUAAGAGGCAAUUUUUUUCAAUGUCACGUAUUUGCAAUGAGAAGUAUUCAAAACCUAAAAUCUUUUUGGCGUUCCUCUCAAAAUUACUUUGUUAAUUUUUAAAUGCAUCUGCCGGUUGAGAAACAAUAGUUAAAUAAAAUAAUAGUUAAAAAUUGUCAAUUAAAAUACAAUUAUCAAUGAUGCUAUAAAAUUGACGCCGUAUAUUUACAGCCAUAUAUAUAUAUAUAUAUAUAUAUAUAUAUAUAAGCAAAACUUACUGAACUUCAGACAUCAUUUUCUCUUUGGCGUAUCAUCUAAAAGCACUGAUUAUUUUACAGAUAAAGCACUAAACAUACUUUUUAAGUUUGUUUGCCGAUUGAGAAACGUGUCGAAAAAUAAAAAUUUUGAAUUUGGUCAUAACCUCAAGUGGUAUAUUACGCAUUAGUUUUGAGCGCGUAGACUAUUUGGUCUUAUCUGAAUCCAAGUAUAAUUUACAAAAUUGCACAAGAAACCGAGAUUGAACAUUAGUUUUAAAAAAUCCAAAAUGUUAUUGACUGUUUGGAACACCAAUCUAAAGACAUGCACAUUUAUCAUCAAAAUUGAUUAUUUGAAAAUAACGUUUUAGAACAAAUAGACGAAAAUUGUUACCAUUACUAUUAGUUUUCAUUUUUCUGGUAAUAACACAAAAAAUACUGAUGGAAAAGCAUUAUGUGCUUAUUUAUAGUUCGUUCAAAAGUUUUUCAAUUUUUUGAAUUUAUUAAAUAUUUAUACAGGAACAUCUGAUUCAGCAUAGCUAUAGUUUAAACAAAGUCCUACUCCUGUCUACAAUAUUAUACUACAAAUAUAUGAGUACAAUAUGUAUAUAUCUAGGAGAAACGUUUGAGAGUGUCCGUAAAUUGUUCAUAUACAGUAGGAAAUGAAGAUUUAAAAUGACGUUUUAAUCUGGUCUUAAAUGCUGAAAUUCGUUGAUAUUCCGAACAUUUAGGGAACACAUUGAACGUACGUAGAAAAUGGGCCAAUUUAAUUGUAAAACACUUCUAAAACAUUUCUCCUCAAUGCUAGUUCCAGUUUACUUUGGGCCCCAUACUUGGUAAAAUUGAUUCUUUCGAUAUGUUUAAAACACAUCUAGAAAAAUUUAGAAAUAGCAAAUCACGUAGAAAAACUUAAUUCAUUUAAAAUUCUGAAAAAGACUCUAGCUAUAAGGUGUUCACUCAAAAUCUACAAUUCUGGCUGUUUGUGCUGAACUGGGAACUGUUAUCAUUAAUUAUACAAAUAACUACAUUCAUAACAAAAGAUUGGUUUCGCAUCAAAAGUUCAUCAUUCACAGAUACUCUUGCAUAAUACACUCUGACACAGGCUACCUGGCAAGUAAACGCCCUAUAUGCUGGGUUAGGGUAAAUUUUUUAAACUGGUUAAAACAUGAGCGGCCGAUCUUUAUCUGAUAUAUAACGUGCUUAAAAAACGACCCAUCUUAUGACUUCAUUGGCGAAGUAAUUUUAAAAAUAAACAUUGUCUAAGCCGAGAAAAUCAAAGCUGAAGUUUAUGUAAAUCAGGACAAAUCUUUAUCCGAUUUACAAACAUUGAUUAAACAUUCAUUUCUUUUGAAUUUUCGUCAUGAAUUCAUUUUAUUAAUGAGUGUUUGAAGUACUAUUUAAAACAUGAGCAGCAGUGAGUGUUUUAUCAGAUAUAAAGAUACGAGGCGAAGCCGAGUAUCUUCAGGUCUGUAAAAACACUUCUGCUCAUUUUAAAAAAUACGUUGUGUAAGUCGAGAAAAUCAAAGUUAAAGUUUAUGUAAAUCAAGGGAAAUCUCUAUCUAUCAAGAAUAAUUGAACGCCUUCAGACACAGCAUUAACAGUUCUGAAUGAUAAUGUCAAAUAGAAUAAGGUAGUUGUCUACUCCAAAUCAUUGAUCAAUGUAAAGUUAAUGGAUAAUAAUGAAAUAUUUUGAUUUAGAGUGAUGUAACAAGUUUCUAUCGUGAUACCACUGUUGGAACAUUAAGUUAUAUGUCACCUGAAGCAUUGAAAGAUGUCUCACAAUCAUAUGACCAAAACGAACAAUGUAAACCGACGAUGAAGGUAAGGUUUAUGUGUUAUAAAUUUACCUUUAAACCCUUGCAACUUUGCUGCCAAUUUCAAUAGGCUUUUGCAGACUUUUCGUGCCAAACAAAACAUCCGCAAGUGUUUGAAAUAAUCCAGGAUCUCUACAGCAUUGCACUACGCCUUACGCGAAUACAUCCGUCUCGUGGUCAUAUGACCACACACUCGGAGUACAAUUUUCACGAUAUGACGGAGCAUAUACCAAAGCCCAUGGGUCCCGUGGCUGUGGCUUUGGCUGAUAACACUUGCCCUGAUCAUGGUCUAUAUAAAGUAGGGCGCUUGCAACAGUACAGGGCAGUGCAAUGCCAGUCAUCUGAUUGAUCGACAUGUGAUGAAGCAGGGCCUGGGGCGAGCGUGUUUUUACGCAAAAAUCAAAGCAAAAAAGAUUUUCAUUUUUUGACAACUUUUUCGAUUAUUUCUCAUUUUUUUACUUGUGGAAAAAAUAGGCCGCCGAGAGGAUUCGGGGAGUUGUAACAUUUUUCGAACCUUCAUAUAUUUUCUUCUUUUGUGAAAUUUGCCUAAUUCUCAAGUAGCAUUGUACUUAAUUUAUUGCAUAUUAACAGGCGCUAAUGUUGCUAGGAUUAGUUUUCUCAGUUAGGGGGCUCCCUACAGUUGAUACUAGAAGUGAAAACACGAUUGUAAAAUGGAAUCACGAUAAUUCUAAAAUCUUGCUAUUACAAAAUGUUCCGGUCCUGUCUUGCUUGGGGGCCACUUUUUUAUCUGGGGGCCCUGGCCAGAGUCUCUCCCUCGCCAUCUUGGCGGCCCUGGAAAGAAACGUAUUCAUGUUUAAGAAUAAAAUAUUGCUUUUUCUGUGGAAACAUUGCAUUUUUCGUGUUGUAUCAACCGUGGUAGUAAUUUAAUGUGGAACUUUGUCUUUGCUCUUAUCCGAUCUCCAUGGCGGCGAGGAUAAUAACAGUCAGUACCUUAGAAUGUGGGUAUGUUUACUCGCAGAAGAAUCAGUCCCAAAAGGUUUUAUUUAGAUGGAAUUUUAGAAAAACACUUAUCAGCUAUCUCUUGCCAAAAACGUAUGAUGUUGGCAAAGUUUUAACCAAAGUUUUGCAUGUUUACAACAAUUAGAUACUUGGUAAAUUGUGUCACAUACGCGCUUAAUUUAGGCUAACAACAUGGUUCAGUGAGUUGUCAUUUUUCUGAGCCCCAAUAAUAAUACCGCUACCACAUACAUGCAAUUCAAUGAAUCUUACUUUAAGAUCUAACAUACAAGCGUUUAAAACUGUUGAAUAUAUGGGAUGUUUCAGCCCGAUUUUAGCUCUUAAGGUAAUUCCGCAGUUUUGCAUUGCGCACUUUUAUUGCGCACAUCUUAUAACUUAUAAUUUCAUCCAUUACACGUACCGUUUAAAAAAAUAUCAUUUUAUGACAAUUUUAUGUGUCUGUAGUAUAUUUAUUUACUUGUAUUUCACGUUUUAAUGCCACAAUUCCCUAAAAAGAUCGGUGACCCUCGUUUUUAACUGAUAAUUUAUUUCUUUAAUGCAUUUUACAUUUCAUAUCCGAAAUUAAAAGAAAAAUCAUUUCUGGAUCUUGAAAAAAAAUGCUUUAUUAAUGCAUGUUCUCAAAGAAAGAUAUGUAAAGAAAUGUGGAAAAGACAUUUGUGGAUCAGAAUUGUACACGUUAGUAGUUUCAUUUUGCUCAAAACACAAUAUUUUUUCAAAAAUAAUUACAAGAUAGGUUUACUAAAGCAAAAUCCGCCCUAAAAACGUCAAUAUAAAUAUCGUGCUGUUGUGAGUUUGCUGUUACUCGUAAUGAGCGUCAAGAUGGCGCCAUAUUGGGGUAAAGGUGGUAUAUUGUGAUUGUCAUAUCUUCUUAACGAGUUCGGUGACCCCGACUUUUUUUGUGUGAUUUUACUUUAAGUAUAUCAUAAACUCCAUGCCUGGGAAGUUUCAGCACAUUCUCAUUUCGGGAACAAUUACUGCGGAAUUACCUUAACACGCGCAUACACAAAAAUUAUCUUAUACAGUACGGGGAAAUUCUCCCUGUUCAACAAAAAUACUAUGAAGAAAUUGUGAUAAAAAUACUGCGCACAUAGCUUGGUUAUGAUGGGGGAUCGAAGCUGCUGGGAGAGGACGUUUCACAGACUCUAGUUUAAAAAUGUUCUGGGGGAGCAUACCUGUAUACUCCCAUGUGGUUGUAUUAAUUUUUUGCUUCCACAUGUAGAUUGGUCGGCCAAGUGAUGUUUGGUCGUUGGGUUGUAUACUGUUUUUCAUGGCAUAUGGGAAGACGCCAUUUCAGCACAUAAAAAACAACUUUCAGAAGUGGAAUUGUAUCAUAGAUCCUAGUUAUGAAAUUAAAUUUCCUUAUAUCGAAAACCAAGAUCUUCUUGACUCAAUGAAGGUAUAGUAUUGUAGGUGGAGCACAAAUAGCUUUCUUGUGAUUGUUAAAUACCUCCAGUGAAGCAUCAUCAUCUAUUCUUGACGUGCUAUGGUUUCUUCAGAGUCCAUUCGACCCAGUCUUUCGCGUGAUAUAGGUAUUGUCGAGAUCUUGAUCUUGUGUCUGUCAGGAUUUCGCAUUUCCGGGGGAAUAAUUAAAGCGUCAGGUACGUUUGUCAAAUGAGGGGGUGUCGAACAAGACUUUGUAUUUCCUUCCAUCUGCUCAAGAUUUAAGAAGCUUUUUAUGAUGGAUUUUAUGGAUGAAAUUUUUAACCUCUGACGAUUCCUUUAUAAUUUUUCGGAGCUCAGUUUCAAAGAAUAUAGUUUGUUUCCCGACUGUAUUAAAGUUAGUUCAAUAAAGUCUGUCAAGAAAUAGUAAAUUUUGAAAGAACAGUUAAUCGCUUGCAAUGCCGAAAAUUUGAAUAUCCUGUAAAAUUGUGUGUUGAACUUCGAAUAACAUACAGAACUUGCAAAGGAGAAAUCCUCACCUUUAAUCUGGUUAGUUUGUACAUUUUCAAGAAACGUUGUUUUGCAAGUUAAACUCGACAGACGAACUGUUUUAUAACAAACGUAAUAUACUGUAUUUGCAGGUUCCGUGAGUCCGAGAUUGGACGCACCGAGGGUGGCUGGAAGUUUUCGCUCGGUGGGUUUGGGAAACGUCCAGCCACCCGAGGUGCUUCCAAUCCCGGACUCACCGAACCUGCAAGUAUGUUUGGUUUUUAUCACAUGCCAUUUCGAUUAAAAGUACUGAAGAAUUUUAUAGUAUAUAUUUAUUAAUUUCUUGUUUGGAUAAUGAACAUUUUAGCCGCCAACAUACUACGCAAAUAAACAAACUUAGGCUUAAAUUGAAGCUAAACAAAUUCUCUACAAUAUUCCCUUAUUCUUGGAAAGAGAAAAUGCACACAUUCUGCGAAAACAUUGCCAAGAUUUAUAUAAACCUGCCCGUGCCGAACAAAUUUCGGCGGCCAUCUUUCUUCUCUUCCACUUGAAUACAGAAUAUUCCAUUUUCAUCAAACAAAUAAAAAAAUAAUUAUAAAACAAUUAAAAACAGUUCAUUUAUUUUUAUUUAAAUCUUCGUCUGAAAUUUGUUCAAAUCACUUCAUAAUGGCCGCCGCCGAAACAUUGAUUUCGAACUCCCCUCCUAAACAUACGUCAGCAGGUAGGUUCGAGAUUGAACACACCUCCUCGUAAUGAGAUAAUGAGAUGAGCGGUGAGGUGUACUAAAGUUAAUCUGUGAUUUUAUUAUUUUAUUCAGGGAUGUCUAAGGAGAAAUCCCAGUGAACGAUAUACCAUUGCACAAUUGAAAUGUCAUCCAUUUCUUACAGGAAGAACAUCUGGUAA
This is a messenger RNA of Paramuricea clavata, 6651 nucleotides long. The record is from the annotation of a GenBank genome assembly. Lineage: Eukaryota; Metazoa; Cnidaria; Anthozoa; Malacalcyonacea; Plexauridae.